Messenger RNA from Zingiber officinale, 1444 nucleotides. Its product is annotated as mitochondrial phosphate carrier protein 3, mitochondrial-like. The record is from RefSeq and is a predicted model, not a curated record. Gene Ontology annotation, biological process: mitochondrial phosphate ion transmembrane transport. Bases 84 to 1187 code for a protein of 367 amino acids. Gene Ontology annotation, molecular function: phosphate transmembrane transporter activity. NCBI's taxonomy places the organism in Eukaryota, Viridiplantae, Streptophyta, Magnoliopsida, Zingiberales, Zingiberaceae. Gene Ontology annotation, cellular component: mitochondrial inner membrane. The transcript is spliced from 6 exons.
CGCCGCCGCUCGUUACCCGGAGUUCGUUUCUUCUCUUCCUUCUCCUUCCUCUUGAUCCGGUUCGGUAUCCUAGUCUUCGAUCAAUGGAUCUCUCCGAAAGGUCUCGCCAAUCGCUCCUCCCUAGCUUCCUAUACUCGUCCGGGACGCUUGGCGUGGAUCGGAUGAUCCUCGGCCGGAGCGCCGCCGCCGUCCCUAACGUGGCACCCAGUGGCCCUGCUUCGAUUGGAUCCGUCGUUGUCCAAGCCCCGAACGAGCCUGGGAAGAUCAAGCUCUACUCGCCCAUGUUCUACGCCGCCUGCACUGCCGGCGGGAUCGCCAGUUGCGGCCUGACCCAUACGGCCGUCACCCCUCUCGAUCUCGUCAAGUGUAACAUGCAGAUCGAUCCGGCGAAGUACAAGAACAUCUCCUCCGGAUUUGGGGUUUUACUCAAGGAACAAGGGGUCAAGGGGUUCUUCCGAGGUUGGGUGCCAACACUUCUUGGGUACAGCGCCCAGGGAGCUUGCAAGUUUGGAUUUUACGAAUUCUUCAAGAAGUAUUAUUCUGAUAUUGCUGGACCGGAGUAUGCUACCAAGUAUAAAACUCUAAUCUACUUGGCUGGCUCUGCGUCUGCUGAGGUGAUUGCCGAUGUUGCUCUCUGUCCCUUUGAGGCCGUCAAGGUGCGAGUCCAGACGCAGCCUGGUUUUGCUAGAGGUUUGAGUGACGGGUUGCCCAAGUUUGUUAAAUCCGAGGGAGCAUUAGGAUUGUACAAGGGAUUGGUUCCACUUUGGGGUCGUCAAAUUCCUUAUACCAUGAUGAAAUUUGCAUCAUUUGAGACGAUAGUUGAGAUGGUCUACAAAUACGCAAUUCCAAAACCCAAGGACCAGUGUAGCAAAGAGCUUCAACUUGGAGUGAGUUUUGCUGGGGGUUACAUUGCCGGUGUGUUCUGUGCCAUUGUUUCUCACCCUGCCGACAAUCUCGUCUCUUUCCUAAACAACGCUAAGGGUGCCACUGUUGGGGAUGCUGUGAACAAGCUUGGAGUAUGGGGUCUUUUCACUCGUGGGCUCCCGCUUCGUAUCGUCAUGAUUGGAACCCUAACGGGUGCGCAAUGGGGAAUUUAUGAUGCAUUCAAAGUCAUGGUUGGCCUGCCCACAACCGGUGGAGUUACUCCUCCUGCCACGGUGACCGAUAAGCUGAAAGCUACUGCUUGAUUUUUUAAAGAUUCCCAUUUCUACUCAGAUCUUUUGACAAAGAACCAGUUUAGGUUAAAAGGUAUACAUAUAUUUUUUUUGAAUUCACAUUAUCAUCAAAUAUCGAGAUCCCUCGAUGUAUUAUUUUGAUCCAUUUCCAUUUCCAUUUCCUUGGGCAUCCUAGAAAUUAUAGAGGUGCAGAAUAAUAAUAGAAUGUGUAAACUUGAUCGCCGUUUGCACACUAUUUAACUUAUUAAACUUUACACCUCUUUUCCUUC